UAGGCACAAUAAAAAAAAUAAACCUGAGCUGCACACUGAAAUUUUGCAGGUGAAGGACAGAGCUCCACUUUCUUCAAAAUUUGCUUUUACAGACACCAGCACUGUUGUUUCAUAUUGUCCCCCCCCCAAAAAAAAAUUGAUACUUAUGUCCACUUUUCACAAAGAUGCAGCUGUGUCAUCAAGAAGUGACAAAAAGCCCACAAUUAUCCUGGAUUACAAUAAAAACAAAGGAGGAGUGGACAACCUGGACAAGCUGAGUGCUACCUAUACUUGUCAGCGAAUGACCAGGAUAUGGCCGAUGGCUGUGUUUUAUAACAUCCUAGAUGUGUCUGCAUACAAUGCAUUUGUGUUAUGGACCCACAUCCACCCAGGUUGGAACACACAAAAAAAUAACAAGCGGAGAAUAUUUCUCGAGGAGCUAGGAAGUUCCCUUGUCAAGGCACACAUUGAGCAAAGGAAACGGGUGUCUCGAGAUCCAAUCAGUGCAGCCAUGAUCAGACAGAUGCAGAGUUCAUCAAGCACUCCAUCCACACCAUCAACAACACAAAGAGAAUCAGAGCCAGCAUCCUCAUCAUCAUCUAGCCUUGCCUCAACAUCAACCAGCACAGCCACAACUCCAGUGAUGCCAUAUGAUUCUAAAAGAAAGAGGUGUCAGGUCUGCCCCAGCAAUAAGGACAGAAAGACACACACAUUAUGCUUCCAUCUGCAAAGAACAUGCUAAAAGUGUCAGCUUUUGCCACACAUGCAUCUAAAAGCACCCACACAAACACAUGCAAGUUCUUGCACAAAGAUGCAAGAAAGUAGUACUUGAUUUCUAUUGGUUUGCCUUGCUUGAUUGUGUGUUGUUUGUUUGACCUUGCAAGUCUACAUUUUGUAUUAUACCUUGC
Molecule: messenger RNA, 887 nt
Organism: Bufo gargarizans (Asiatic toad)
Lineage: Eukaryota; Metazoa; Chordata; Amphibia; Anura; Bufonidae
Product: piggyBac transposable element-derived protein 4-like
Exons: 1
Coding region: 146-721 (191 amino acids)
Source: RefSeq, a predicted model, not a curated record